Clarias gariepinus (North African catfish) is the source of this 3608-nucleotide messenger RNA. RefSeq names its product RAR-related orphan receptor C a (gene rorca). Gene Ontology annotation, cellular component: nucleus. Gene Ontology annotation, molecular function: RNA polymerase II cis-regulatory region sequence-specific DNA binding; zinc ion binding; nuclear receptor activity. The transcript is spliced from 10 exons. Lineage: Eukaryota; Metazoa; Chordata; Actinopteri; Siluriformes; Clariidae. Gene Ontology annotation, biological process: regulation of transcription by RNA polymerase II. The record is from RefSeq and is a predicted model, not a curated record. Bases 336 to 1724 code for a protein of 462 amino acids.
GAGAGAGAGAGAGAAGACGGAAAACCACACACACUCUCUCUCUCUGAAGCGCGCACGCACACACUCACGCGUUCACGCGCGCGCACAGAGCGGCAGACCGCAGGGGGAAACAAAGUAACGAGGAUUGAAACGGAAAUGAACUCCAGCCUUUGAACACUGUUUGUUCUGUUGAGAGACUCUCCGGUGAACUUCAUGCGGUUCGAGUCCCUGCACGGUUUUAACGCCUCUGAGCGGAGCUUUUCCACCGGCGUGCACAUGAUCUGGAGUUAUUAUUAUUAUUAUUUCUAUUUUUAUUAUCAAUAAUAAGAAAAGAAAAAAAAAACUUCAUCAUCAACAUGAGAGCUCAAAUCGAGGUAAUCCCCUGUAAGAUCUGCGGAGACAAAUCAUCAGGGAUUCAUUAUGGAGUGAUCACAUGCGAAGGCUGUAAGGGUUUCUUCCGGCGCAGUCAGCAGAACAACGCCAUGUACUCGUGUUCUCGGCAGAGGAACUGUGUGAUCGACCGGACGAACAGGAACCGGUGUCAGCACUGCCGGCUGCAGAAAUGCCUGGCGCUUGGCAUGAGCCGCGACGCGGUGAAGUUUGGCCGCAUGUCUAAAAAGCAGCGCGACAGCCUGUACGCGGAGGUGCAGAAGCAUCAGCAGGGUCAGGAGUGCGCCGGCGGCAUCGUCUCCUCCGCCAUGGUCGGGGAGGAACCCGGAGAGGCCAGCCCCGACGGACACACGCGAACCUGCAGUCGCAGCUCCAGCACUGCGCUCAGCGACCUCGACGACCUCGGAGGCCUGCUGUUUGACCUGCCCCUGACCCCGGAGUCCGAGUACUGCGGCCUGGAGCUGCCAGGGAACGACAGGACGAGCGGAGAGGGGAGCAGCGGCGAGAGCAACUCGUCCUCACACAGCUCCACCGAGUUAAAACACGAAUACCAGCUCCUGCAUUCGCACUCGCCGUUAAACGAGGGGUUCUCGCUGCUCGAGACGGAACGCAUCGCUCAGAGUGUGGUGAAGUCACAUGUAGAGACGAGUCAGUACAGUACGGAGGAACUGAAACGGCUCAUGUGGAACCUGUACACCGCUGAGGAGACUCGCACGUACCAGAACAAAGCGAUGGAGGUGAUGUGGCAGCAGUGUGUGGCGCACCUCACUAACGCCAUCCAGUACGUGGUGGAGUUCGCCAAGCGCAUCCCCGGCUUCAUGGAGCUGUGUCAGAACGACCAGAUCGUCCUGCUCAAAGCAGGCUGCCUGAGCGUGCUGCUGAUUCAGAUGUGCCGAGCCUACAACCCUGUGAACCACACGCUGCUCUUCGACGGGAAGUUCGCCAGCGUGCAGCUCUUCAAAGCUCUCGGUUGUGACGACCUGGUGAACGCUGUGUUUGACCUCGCUAGAUCAAUGAGGGGCCUGCAACUGACGGAAGAAGAAAUGGCUCUCUUCAGCGCCGCCGUACUGUUCUCCCCAGAUCGACCCUGGAUUUCAGACAGACAGCAGGUUCAGAGGUUGCAGGGGAAAGUUUACCAGGCGCUGCAGCGCUGUCUGAACAGAGAGGGCGCCAACGAGCACAAAUUCAACAAGAUGCUGGCAAAGCUUCCUGCGAUAAAGUGCAUCUGCAACCUCCACGUUGAUAAGCUGGAGUUUUUCCGCCUGCUCCACCCAGAGACGGUCUACAGCUUCCCCCCGCUGUACCGGGAGGUCUUCGGGAGCGAGAGCUUCCUCCCUGACUCCACCAAGGGCUAGACUCUCAGACGCAGUGCCGCGCUAAAUGGUGCUCGAAAACGUGAACGUUUAAGAAGAAAGACACAGAGAGAGAGAAAGAGACUGGUAGAUGUGAAGCAUCACGAACAGACCAGCAUCUUACUGACAAUCCUGCACACAACACUUUUACACUCUGAACCCUAGAGUCCCUUUCUCUGAGCUCUUUCCUUACCAGGUGCAGCCCGAACAUAACAACCAAAAGGGGGCUUUGAAAGGAGAGCAGAACCGGCUUGUAGGACCGUUUUUAAACUGACAAGACAAACAGUGUCGAAUCGUCAAAAAGUUCGGACAGGUGGAAACUCUGGUGCUGGAAAAAUGGUGAUAAAAAAAAUAAAAACAUUUAUCUGUUUAGUGUUUAUCUGCAUAGUUUGUAGCUGAAAUCAAACCAACAACCAAUCAAAACGACCCGUUUAAUCGAAAUGUUUUAUUAAAACGGUUCGUCUGAACGUUCCUCCUUUUGUAGCGGCUUUAUUUAUCUUAAGAAAAUCCCGUUUACAAAACCAGCACUCGACUAGUGCAGGCAUGCUGCCAGGAUAACGUUGCCAUGGUGAUUAAGUUCUGUAAUGAAGUACCACUGUCAUUAAAUCUGCACAGCUGGUCAUGAAUUAACAAAUUUUAUUUCAAAUUUAAGUUUUUUUUUAUUUCGCUCUCAAGUGGUUAGCUAGCUAGAAAGAUGUCAAACUUUCUCAAAUGAUGCGAACUAAUCCUGUACAGAAAAAUGAAUAAUUCAGAUUGCUGUGCAUGACCUUAAAAAAUCAUGACCUUAAACACAGCAAAAGAACUUCAUAGUAAAGUGUCGGCACGUUUCCUUGAUCGUGGCUUUGCCCAUCACUCUCUCUGCCCUUCCCACAGAGGGAAGUGUACAGUACAGUAGCUGCGUAUCAGCGUUUAAAUCACUGACGGUGUCGGUGGGACACAACUGUACGUUUUUCCACCUUUUUUUUUAUGCAGUUGAAAUAUUGCACAGCCUCAAGGAUGAGACGGAAUGUAUUAUUUUAUUAUUUUAGCUUUUUUUUUUAUGGCGCCAAUCUUGCUAAUACUAUGCAGAUGUGUUAAUUAAAGAAAACUCCAAUUGGAAAUUGGAAAGUCCACUUCUUUCUUCUAUUCUAUUUCUUUCCUUUUUUCCCCUGGAACAGCCACUCUGAAAAGAGGCAUGCAAUAGUUUAAUUUUAAUUGUGUGUGUGUAGCAUUUAAAACAAGAAUAUAUAGAAUAAACCAUUCAGAAAGAACAUUAAGGUGUGGUGCACAAUACCGUAUUUUCCAGACUAUAAGCAAUUUUGUUAAAAAAAAAAAAAAAAAGCCAGGUAACAUACACAUUGUCAUUAUUGUAAACAAAAAUUUGCAUUAGUCUCUUUGAUAGUUUCUUUUAUGGUAUUCCAAUCAAACGAAAGUACAUAAAGUAAACAAUGAUACAUUCUUUUUUUUUUUUAACUAGUAUUUUUAAUUUACUUUUUUUAAAUACACUGGAACCUUGAUUUACAAACGCCCCCGAGUACGAACAAAUCGGUUCACGACCAAAAUUUACCAAAAAUUUGUCUCUGUUUACGAACUCCUCCUCGAAACAUGACCCAGAAACUGCCAUCCCAAGCUGCUGCUAUCAGCUGUACGAAGGCAUGAGUCAAACUAUCAACCGUUUUGUAUUUUAAAUUUACUAUAAUCCUUUACAUAUAAUUACAUAAUCCAUUACAUAUGCUAUUAGUUAUUUCUUUUAUUUAUUAAUUAUUUACAUGAUGUAAAUUAAACAAUUUUAGAUUUAAAAGGCAAAUUCAGAAUGGCGUUUUCAGAAGUCGUGUGCAAGAAAGUUGCACAUAAAUUGUUACUAAUGUUUUGUAGAAACAAGGAACAAUAUAAUCCAAAAAAUAAUAA